UCGUCUCUCUUGCACCUCAAGGCUGAGAACAUGACGGCUGACGUGGAGGCUCCUCUGCCUGCCGGACAGGAGGCCUUUGCCAUCAAGUGCCGAGAUGUGUGCCGCUCGUAUGGCAAACUGAAGGUCCUCAGCAACCUCAACCUGACCUUACCACAGGGAUACAUUUAUGGUCUUUUGGGCCCCAGUGGAUGUGGGAAAACCACACUGCUGAAAUGCAUUGUGGGAACGCUGAAAAUCUCUCGUGGUCACAUCUCUGUGUUGGGCAAACCACCUGCGUUUCCUGGUCAUGACGUGCCGGGGAAGAAAGUCGGGUACAUGCCGCAGGAUCUGGCGUUGUACAACGAGUUCACCAUCAGCGACACUCUGUCCUUUUUUGGCCGAAUCCACGGCUUGACCUCGAAGGAAACCCAGGCACGUAUGGACUUCCUCAUCGACUUCCUCGAUCUACCUCAAAAGACCAGGCUGGUCCGAAACCUGAGCGGCGGUCAGAAGCGCAGGGUGUCUCUCGGCGCUGCUCUGCUGCAGAAUCCAGAGCUGCUCAUCUUGGACGAGCCCACGGUCGGUGUAGACCCUGUGCUCAGGGCUAAAAUCUGGCAGCAUCUGGUGGAGAUUGUGAAGACGGGUAAAGUGUCUGUCAUCAUUACCACGCACUACAUAGAGGAGGCCCGGCAAGCCAAUGUGGUCGGCCUCAUGCGGAACGGCCACUUGCUGGCUGAAGGACCUCCAGAUGAAGUCAUGAAGAUGCACAGUGCUACAACCCUGGAGCACGCCUUCCUUCAGCUGUGUGAGAACUUGGAUCAGGUCAGCUCGAAACGAGACUCCAGUUCACAGGAAGCGUUAGAGAAAAGCCAGUCAUUCGAGAGCGGGCGCGACGAGAGUCGACCCAUUCUCGCGAUUGGACCGGGAGCCGCGGAGGAAGUUCCGAAAUAUUCAGCUGACUGGAAGGUGAGAGCCAAACACGUGAUGCCAAAGUGGAGGAACAUCGCUGCCCUGAUGAUCAAAACGCUGGUGCGGAUGAAGAGGAUGCCGGGCUCACUGUGUUUCCAGUUCCUGCUGCCCGUCAUCCAGGUCUCUCUGAUCUGUUUGUGUGUCGGAGGAGAUCCAAAGGGGAUCCAGGUCGCAGUCGUGAACAACGAGACCUCUUCCUCAUCUUACAGCCAAAGCCUGCUCUCCUUCCUGGACAACUCCAGUGUGGAACAGGUGCCCUUGUCUCAUUCCGAGGCCUUUGAUGGGAUCUAUAACGGAGAGUACUGGGGCAUCAUUGGCUUUGGCAAGAACUUUACCAGCUACCUGACAAAAAGGAUGCUCCAGCGGCAGGUUUCCAAAGAAGUGGUGGAUGGAGGAUCAGUGCACGUCUGGCUGGACCACACUAAUCGACAAAUUUCCAUAAUGCUGCAAAAGAAGCUUCAUGAUGCUUUUCAGGCCUUUGUGGAGAAUAAGUUGGGCAGUAUGUCAUACCUGGCCUCCCUGCCAAUAAAGUUUGAGGAGCCCAUCUAUGGCAGCCAGAACACAGACUUCACUCGGUUUGUGACUCCUGGAGCUGUUCUCAGUAUCACCUUCUACCUGGCUGUGGGUCUGACCGCUCUCUCCUUUGUCUUGGAGAGAAAGGAGGGGCUUUUGGACAGAUGCUGGGUUGCAGGCGUGAGCUCUUUGGAGACGAUGCUGGCUCACCUCUUCUCACAGUUGUUCGUCAUCAGCGUCCAGAUCAUCAUGCUGCUCCUCUUCAUCCUGCUCGUCUUCAAGAUGCCUAAUGAAGGCUCAUUGGUGCUGGUGAUAAUUCUGAUCGUGCUGCAAGGCAUCACCGGCAUUUCGUUCGGCCUCGUCAUCUCUGCUGCAAUUGAUGACGAGCAGAGCGCCAACCAGACCGCGCUGGGCAUCUUCUACCCGAACCUCAUCAUGAGCGGUAUCAUCUGGCCUGUGGAGUGUAUCCCGUAUCCUCUCCGCUACAUCAGCCUGGCUCUUCCUCAGACUUAUGCCUCUGAGGCCCUUCGCUGUAUAAUGUACAGAGGUUGGGGUCUGUCUCGGAUGAUGGUGUGGCGAGGCUUCGCUGUCACCCUCGGAUGGAACACUUUCUUCCUCAUCCUGGCCACCGUCAUCUUAAAGCUGAGGACAUGAUAGCUUCACACCAAGGAACAUCCUUUAUGUGCGUGGACAGAGGCGUCAGCUGACGCUCAGGAGACACGGACCGGACACACACACACACACACACACACACACACACACACACACACACACACACACACACACACACACACACACACACACACACACACACACACACACACACACACACACACACACACACACACACACACACACUCACUCACUCACUCACACUCACCCGGGCCUCCUGUCUGUGGAUGCACCGAGGCAGCAGAGAGCAGGAGGAGGGGAUCCAGAUUAUCUGUCUCGCACGCAAACACACACAUGGUCCUCAGUCAGUUGCCUGAUCCUGCAACAGUUGCUUUGGCCUGUUCAAGUGUGGGUGAAAUUUCAAAUCAAGCUAUACAGUAUAAGUUAAAGUAAAAGUACACACUAUGCACAUGCCCAACGUCAGAGGCACAUGCCUCAACCGCAAAUGUUUCACAAGGACCGUGUCUAAUCUUAUAGUUUAUUGUGCUUCUGCAGCUUGUUGAAACUUUUCACCUCCAGAAUGGUCCUUGCACCAACUCAGGGUCCUGUUUUUGUGUCUGUUUGCCAUAAAUCUUACACGUUAUAUAACAUGAGGUGAGGCCUAAAGCAGUCAAUGGUCAAGAAACACAGAGGAAAUGUUUAAUAUAUUAUAGGUAUUAUAGUUGGGUUUUUUAAUUGCUUAUCAGACAGUUAAAUUACAUAGAGAAAAGUAUGUUAAUGUCAUGUGUAAAGGCCAGAAAAGUCGUAGCACAAGAAAAUAUGAAGUCUUAUUUUUGUGGUUGCUCCACAAGCAGAAGAGUAGAUUGCUGUUGUUGCAAUAUUAUUAUAUUGAGGGAACCCAGAAUUGGCUAUAAAAAGCUAGUAUCUUUGCAUCGUCCAGGAAAUUCUCAGCCGUUCAUGGCUUCCCACAACAACGAUAUCUCCUCUAGUGUCUCGCUUGUUGUAUCUGUGCUCAGUUUUGUGUUCUUAUCUGCAGGAAGUGGUAACCAUCUCGUCUCAGUGUUACCAGGUGCUAAAAAAAAACAAAAAAAAAAACUGUGGACAUCGUUGUUGCUAGCUCAAGUUGAUUGCUUUUGUCUUUAGCUUGUUUUGUGCCUACAUUUGCUGUGGGAGUGAAGAGGAGGGGGUGGAUGUUGGUGGAGGGAAAGUAUUAGUAUUGCAAAAAUAUUCAGUAUAUGUAUAUUAUUUUUGGAUUAUCCUCUACUUUGCGGGACAGAGUGGAGGCAGCUGAAUUGAUUUUUACCCCCCCCUCACAAUGUGCCAUGUUUUUUUUUAAAUGUCGUCAUCCAUGCAAAUGUAUUUGUUUAUAUUGUUUUGUUUGGUUUUACACACAAGUGUUUGACGUUGCUCAUUUAUUUUUCUGAAUGUUGAAUGAAUCUUCUACCAACUGUAUAUACAAAGCACACAGACGAAGCUGUGAUUGGAUACAUGUCAUCAUGGAGAUGUGCCUUUGUGAUGUUGUGCUGUCUUCAGUGCGGGGAAAGGGAAGACAAAUCCAUACUAAACAGAGAAAUGAGAAAUAAAUAUUAAAUCUAGGCUACCGUGUAGUAAGGGAUUGUAGUUUAGAGCUUGUGAGAAGAAAGAAUUGACAGUUAUUGAUCUUCCUUUUUGUCAGACCAAUAAUUACCAAUGAAAAAUUAGGCAUUUA
Solea solea (common sole) is the source of this 3781-nucleotide messenger RNA. It is a transcript of the gene abch1, whose product is annotated as ATP-binding cassette, sub-family H, member 1. Lineage: Eukaryota; Metazoa; Chordata; Actinopteri; Pleuronectiformes; Soleidae. The transcript has 19 exons. Gene Ontology annotation, cellular component: ATP-binding cassette (ABC) transporter complex; membrane. Bases 31 to 2115 code for a protein of 694 amino acids. Gene Ontology annotation, molecular function: ATP binding; ABC-type transporter activity; ATP hydrolysis activity. The record is from RefSeq and is a predicted model, not a curated record. Gene Ontology annotation, biological process: transmembrane transport.